Molecule: messenger RNA, 1894 nt
Organism: Lactuca virosa
Lineage: Eukaryota; Viridiplantae; Streptophyta; Magnoliopsida; Asterales; Asteraceae
Source: the annotation of a GenBank genome assembly
AUGUAUCAACGGGAAGGAAUAUGCAAGCCAUAUUCUGGUGCUAUGUUCGGUUGCCCAGUGAAUUGCUUCAUCUGGUGGGCAAAACAGGAUAAAAUCCCAUCGGCGGUCGCUCUAUCAUCAAAGGGAGUUGUAGUCAAUUCUUUGUGCUGCAGCGUAUGUAUCAAUGGGGAGGAAAAUGCAAACCAUAUUCUGGUGCUAUGUUCGUUUGCCCAGGCGAUAAGAAAGAAAGUGUUCCAAUGUGAUGAAGAACCAGUGGAAGGUGAAGGAGAAAAUGCUCGAGUUGAACUAGAUGAUGAGGAAAACACUGACAAAUCUAGUGAUGAAGAUGAAAUCAUAUACUCCAUCCAUAAUCCGAAGGUCAAAUGGAAUGUGAUGAAACUGGUUAUUGGAGAAAGGUAUGAAUCUAGACACGAACUGAAAUUAUGUUUAACAAAUUAUUCCAUCUAUAAGGGCUAUAAGAUUCGUUUGAAGAAGUGUGAUAGUGUUAGACUAGUGGCUGUGUGUGCUAGUGAUCCAGAAAAAUGCCCUUUUAUGGUUCGUGCUUCAUGGAUGAGUACUGAAAAAUCAUUCCAGGAGAAAAAGAUGAAUGAUAGGCAUACAUGUGUUAGGAAUUUUAGUAGUUCAAGGCUUAUGAAUCCAACUUGGUUAGCAAAGCAGUUUGUGAAAGAACUAGUAAGGAAGCCAAAGUUAAAAUACAAGGAAAUGCAGACAAUAAGUCAAAGACUUGGUAUGCAGUGCCAAGUGGUGUUAAUUCAUAUGAAAUUAGGAAUGGCUUUCAAAGUUAUGGAGUUGAUUUGGAACACCAUUACUGUAGCUGCAGACUGUGGGAUAUAACAGGGAUACCUUGUGUGCAUGCACAGGUAGCAAUCUUAUACACCAACCAAGAUCCAAAGGAAUUCAUUAGCACUUGGUUCAGCAAGAGUAAUUACAUGGCUACAUAUCAGUCUAACAUACUUCCAGUCAAUGGAAGUAACUUGUGGGAAGAAACUGGCUAUACUAAGCCCCUUCCACCUACAACUAGGAGGAUGCCAGGACGACCCAGUGUCAAAAGAAGGAGACAUGUAUCUGAGCAUGAAGACAAGUACCCCCAAGUGUCUAACAGGGGAAGAACUGUACAAUGCAAGAAUUGUCUUCAAAGGGGAUAUAAUAAAGCUUCUUGCAAAAAUCCAAAGGUUGUACCUGAGCCAAAACCUAAAAUGAAAAUGGGCAGACCCAAAUUGGAUCCUGAUUUGACUAACUGGAUAGGAUCUAGAAGAGGUGAUAGAGGUGGGGGUAUUGGAUCUGGUAGAAGAGGGAAGAGAGGUGGUGGUAGGGGAUCUGGAGGAAGAGGCAAGAGAGGUAGAGGGAAUACAAAAUUUGGUGAGGGAACUUCUAAUCUUGAUGAAGAAAAUGUGGUGACUCCUACUGUUGAGAGUGAUAAUGAAGAGGCAAGAGAUGUGGAAAGUCCUGAAGUUGAUGAUGAAAUAAGAGUGGAUGUAAAGAGUGAUAUUGAUUUCAUGAGACAGUCGAAUUACACUACACAAGAGAUUUUGGACUGUCUUGGAAUCAAUGAGGAAGAAUUAUAUGAAUUUGAGGGUCUAAAACAUGUACCUGUGGAUCUUAAUAUAUCACAGGGUUUUGAAUUUCCUAGCCAAUUGACUGUAGAAACUUUGACUGAGAAUGAAGAGGAUUUGGAACAAGAAGGUAUGGAUCAAGAGGGCAUAGAUGAGGAGGGCAUGGAUGAGGAGGGCAUGGAACAAGAAUGUAUGAAUCAAGAUGGUUUGGGUCCAGAGGGAAUCAUUGAAGAGGAUAUGGGUAUAGAGGGCAUAGAUGAGGAGGGCAUGGAACAAGAAGGUAUGGAUCAAGAGGGCAUGAAUCAGGAUGGAAUGGGUGCACAAGGGUUGGAUCAGGAGGG